AUGAACACGAACGAUGCCAAGGAGUACCUGGCGCGCAGGGAGAUCCCACAGCUGUUCGAGGGUGUCCACGCCGACGCCUGCUCGGCCUACAACGAGUGUCCUGGACCCAUCACAGCGCUGGAGUUGUGGUCAGGAGCUUUCAUCGCCAUCGUUUACUUCUGUGUUUGUGCCUGCUCUUCCAGCAUGGACCAGCUGGAGUCCACGUGA
Knipowitschia caucasica is the source of this 207-nucleotide messenger RNA. Lineage: Eukaryota; Metazoa; Chordata; Actinopteri; Gobiiformes; Gobiidae. The record is from the annotation of a GenBank genome assembly.